AUGCCGGUGGGAGGAGGGGGCAUGCUGACAGGAGUGGCAAUGGUUAUCAAGUCCCUCUGUCCCGAGGUGCGUGUGUACGGAGCGGAACCGGAGGUUGCAAACCAAGCGGCACGGUCUCUCCAGAGCGGUUCCCGGUUCGUCUUCCCACAGUACCCGCGGAGCAUAGCUGACGGAGUCAUCGUCGGUAUCGGGGAAGUGACGUGGCCGUACAUCAAGGACAAUGUGGACGACAUCUUCACUGUUUCAGAGGAUGAGAUAAAGAAUGCCGUGCGCCUGGUGUGGGAGAGGAUGAAGCUUGUGGUGGAGCCGUCAGGUGCAGUGGGCGUGGCCGCCGUUUUGAGUGACAGCUUCAAGGCACGAGCGGGAGGGUGCGGGAACGUCGCCGUCAUCCUGUCAGGCGGGAACGUGGAUCUACAGAAAAUACCCGAUCUGCGGAAUUGA
This is a messenger RNA of Branchiostoma belcheri (Belcher's lancelet), 441 nucleotides long. Its product is annotated as serine racemase-like. The transcript has 3 exons. The record is from RefSeq and is a predicted model, not a curated record. NCBI's taxonomy places the organism in Eukaryota, Metazoa, Chordata, Leptocardii, Amphioxiformes, Branchiostomatidae. Gene Ontology annotation, molecular function: ATP binding; pyridoxal phosphate binding; magnesium ion binding. The coding region runs from base 1 to 441 and encodes 146 amino acids. Gene Ontology annotation, biological process: pyruvate biosynthetic process; L-serine metabolic process; D-serine biosynthetic process.